AUGGGCCUAAUUCUCAGGAGAGAUAAUGACGCACUCAACGUCAACCCGCUCCCAAAUAUAUAUGAGGAACUCAGCGUCAAUGGCUCCGACUGGCUUUGGGCUUGCGUCGCAAUCUACUUGUUCUUCUUUCUCGGUGUCUAUGCCCUGUCGUACAAGCCCAGAGGUAAUGAGAAGAUCUUCCACUACCUCUUGAACAUCGCCCUGCUCGUCGGCGCCAUCACCUACUUCGCCAAUGCCUCCAACCUCGGCUGGUCUAUUGUGACCCAGGCCGACUCGAAUGGUGCCCCACGACAGAUCUUCUUCAACAAGUACAUCAACUGGGUCGUGGCUUUCCCCAUCGUCAACAUCCUUCUCGGUCUCGUCGCAAACUCCUCGUGGGCCACGAUCGUUUGGCACAUUGUCCUCUCCUGGGUCUGGGUCAUCAGCUACCUGGUGUCCGCCUACACUCCUUCUGUCUACAAGUGGGGUUUCUUCGUCUUCGGCACCGUCGCGUAUCUAGUCAUGGCCGCCUCAACCUGCGGCGAGGGAAGUGCCAGGGCGAAGCGUGUUGGCACCCAAAGAGACUACUAUGUCCUCGCCGGCUACUUCAAUCUCCUGUGGCUCCUAUACCCCAUUGCCUUUGGUAUUUCCGAGGGCGGAAACACCAUUGGCGUCACUCCCCACUUUAUCUUCUUCGGCAUCCUGGACGUCCUCAUGAUCCCCUUUGGUGCAGUCAUCUUCCUGGUGCUCUCCAGGAACUGGGACUACAACGCUUUGAACCUGUACUUUACUCAGUACGGCCGUGUCCCUCAGGGUGGAAACUUGCCUGAGAAGUCGACGCCUUCUGCUGCCGCGCCUGCGACGGCGGCCCCCGCCGGAGCCCAGCAAGUCUAG
Molecule: messenger RNA, 873 nt
Organism: Colletotrichum graminicola M1.001
Lineage: Eukaryota; Fungi; Ascomycota; Sordariomycetes; Glomerellales; Glomerellaceae
Exons: 2
Coding region: 1-873 (290 amino acids)
Cellular component (GO): plasma membrane; endoplasmic reticulum
Source: RefSeq, a predicted model, not a curated record